AUUUAAAGGUAAACAACAUCAGUCUACAUUGAACCUUUGGUUUACUAUUCAGUUUUCUAAACGAAAAGCCUGUUUGUUUUUUCAUGGAUGAUCAGUUAAAUACUGUUAUAUGUUAGCUUCAUCAGUCCAAAUGGAAAACUAUUAUAGUAAUUCAUUUAGUAGUUCUAAAUAGAAUUGUGAUGGCACAGGGUGUGCUUGGGCCUUUAAAUGGUUAAAGUUCCUCCCAUUCCUGUGAUGUGAUUAUACCAAAAACAGAGCAAUUUUUGGACUUGUAGUACUGCAAUCAUGGAAACCAUAGGCUGCAGGAUAUAAAAGAUCUGCUUUCUUCAGUCUGAAGAACGUCUGGGAGAUGUUAGGAUUUGCUGUAAGGCUCUCUCCACAGUAGGUGGUUAGGGAAGGGCAAAAGUGCUAACUUUGUCAAACGAAAAGUGCUAAAGAAUAGAAAGAAGCCUGAAAAGGAAGCCUGAAGAGGAUCUGAGCAAAGGACUAUUUGGGAGAAAUACAUAGAGUGAACCUCUGAGGGAAGAGAAGUUUACCCAGACUCUGAUAAGGGGAUCAUAGCCCAGAUGUCUUUCCUUUUGGACUUUUUGUUACCACAGAAAGAGGAUUUUUGGUUCCGUUGGAGGGCUAAGCCAUCGAACCUACCGGGGAAACUGAGGCCCUAGCCAAAUCUGAUGACAAGAAGAUUUGUACAGGUCACAAAGAUGUUGUGUGUUUUAAAAACUUCCUGAUGUCAUCAUGAUCAGCUGAGUAAUGCUGGAAAACCCUACUCUUUGCACCUGCAAAGAGAAAUCACUUCUUAAGCCUGAUAGUGCAUAUCAAGGGGGAGUGUUUUUUCUCACAGUACAUUUUCCAACAGACUAUCCUUUCAAACCACCAAAGAUUGCUUUCACAACAAAAAUAUACCAUCCAAACAUAAACAGUAAUGGGAGUAUUUGCCUUGAUAUCCUGAGGUCACAGUGGUCACCAGCUUUGACUGUAUCAAAAGUUUUAUUGUCCAUAUGCUCCUUACUUUGUGAUCCUAAUCCUGAUGACCCUUUAGUACCAGAUAUUGCACAAAUCUACAAGUCAGACAAGGAAAAGAUCUCUAGAGUCUGUAUGGAAUAUCUGGAAGAGAUCACAAACUGCUUGUAACAUGUGAACAAGUUGGUGUGUGCCUGCUGCAAUAAUUUAACAAAAUACCCAUUAAUACCAGCACUAAGAUGAAAGGUACUUACCAGGUAUAUGUUUGACAUUGACUGUCAUCUACAUAUUACAGAUAGAAUCAGAUUUAGCUUUUUAACACUCAUCCAUUCAGGAGCUUUUUGGUACAUCUACAGAUGGUCUGUAGUUCUUCCUCACUGGGCACAGUUUCCUGAAGGUAACUGAGGAUUGUUUUCAAUUUGAAAACUGUGUUCUAUUUGUCAAGUUGUGUUGGGGUCUUUGCUUAUGUUAGAUGGAGGUUAUGGUCUUGUUAAAGGAUAUUCCUCUGCUGAAACAGUCUUUCUUGUCCAUGGAGUGGACAUUUUUGCAGACUGUUAAGAUAGUUUUUUCUUGCCAGUUAGGAUGAUUGGUGUAAUCAAAGCAUCUGACCCAUUUUGCAAGCACCUGCCUCAAUAUUUGAACUUGUUUGUAUAUCUGCCUUGUAAUACAAACCCUAUCAUUCUCAAGAUGAAGAAAUCAGGGCUCAGCCUUUGCCUGUUCAUUUACUCAAUAUUUCUUCCUCCUGUUGUUGAUGGGUGGCAGGGGGGGUUGAAAAGUCUCCACGUUUCUUAAGGUGGUGUGGAAAUUCCCCAUACAGUUUCUUGGAGAAUCUCUUGGUUUAUGGAGACUCCUUCUUUGAAGUGAGGACUAAGAAUUCAAUCCGUCUGGGACGGUUUAAGAAAGGAAAAUUUGCCUGUAACUCUGCUUCUUUGAAGAUAUCCUUUGGUUGGCUUUCUAUUAAAUUUAUCUCCCCUCAGAUUUGGGAGGUGAAAGUCAUGGCUGACUAAACUCUGGUUAUGCUAUACACUGACUUUCACCAGUAUUAACUUAGAGUCCAAGGAGUUAUGUUCCAUUAGCAUGUGUUUUGCAGAUUAUGGAGACUGCUGCAGUUAGUGCACAAGUUACAUAUAUUGGCAUCUUAAAGGGAGGCAAUUAGGUUAUAUAGAUUUGCAAAAGUUCUUGCUUCAACCUUUUAUUUGAAGAAGGAACUAACAGGUGGAGGCACAAGAGGCUGCUGAGCCUACGGUCAGGAGUUUAAUAUACCACAUGCUGCUACCAAGGCAAGGAGAGAGUUGGCUAGGAGUUUUGGGAGUUCUGGCCAGUCUCAUGAAGGAAGGAAAAGGCCCAAGGGUAGAAAUCCAGUCAAAUGAUACUUUCGGAGAAGCAUAAUUACUUCCCUUUUGAGCGUCAAAAUUCAGAUGAUGUUGGCAGACUAUGGAAGUUGUGACAUUUAAAAAAAAAAAAAAAAAAAAAAAAACUUCCUAGGUUUUGACCUAGUUCAAUAAAAGACCUUUUAUACCUAAAUAAUAUUUUGGAAAUAACUUUGUAAUAAUGAUAUUAACAAUUUGACCUUGUUCAUUCUAAUGGUAUGUAGUUAGCUUUAAUGCAAUUCUUACCUUUCUUCUGGGAAAAGUCUUCAAAAACUUGUUUAAAUUAACUUACUGUAAAGUGAAUCUCUACAGCCAAAACAGAAUUGACAUUGAGAAACAGAUGGUGUAAUAAACAAUCUUGUGCUUCAGUAUAUGGUGUGCAUUGUUUUAAUGACCUACUACUUGCUUGCAUUAAUUAGCUAAUGUGUUUCUAAUAGUCGUAAGUAUGCUAGAGUUGUUGAUUUGGCACUGUUUAGUGCACAGUGGAACUAUUAGCAAAAGACUGAUUACAUACGCACAAACUGUAGAUUUCUUACAUUUUAAUGCAAUCAUAGAUGACUGCUGUGGUUAGAUUUUAUUUUUUUAGGUAGUUCCAAAACUGAGCAUAUGUAUCUAUAUGCUAUGAAUUAUGUAUUUUGUUUCUUGAGGGAAGAGUUACUAUGUAAAACAGUUCUUAUAUUUCACAAGAUUAUAAUCAAUCCCAAAAGGUGGAGAGCCAGUAACACAUCAUUUGAGUACUUACAUAGAUGUUGUGGAUCAUAUACCUAUCUUCAUUGAAAUGCCUUCUUUCUACAC
Malaclemys terrapin pileata is the source of this 3128-nucleotide messenger RNA. It is a transcript of the gene UBE2D1, whose product is annotated as ubiquitin conjugating enzyme E2 D1. Lineage: Eukaryota; Metazoa; Chordata; Testudines; Emydidae. Gene Ontology annotation, biological process: ubiquitin-dependent protein catabolic process; protein polyubiquitination. Gene Ontology annotation, cellular component: nucleus. The coding region runs from base 754 to 1134 and encodes 126 amino acids. The record is from RefSeq and is a predicted model, not a curated record. The transcript has 6 exons. Gene Ontology annotation, molecular function: ubiquitin conjugating enzyme activity.